UAAUCAACUGUUGAAGACCAUUGAAACAAGAGAAAGAAAAUCCAAGCGAUUUUUUUUUUCAAUCACCCCUCAGUAAAUAUUGAACAAAUGUUGUAGUUAAACGUGAAAAACCAUGAAUUCAUCGAUAAUUGAGUAAUGGAAACGUCGAGGUGAUUGUCGGUCCGUUAAUUUAUUUAAACAAACACGAGGGGAAGGGAAAUCAUGUGCGAUGUGUGUGCUGACUUUCACGAUCUACUGCUCUGUUAUGAAGACAGAGCCUCAAAAGAGCAAGAUGACUCCCUCAGUCCUCUGGACAUCGACACGAUCCUGGACUACGUCAACCAGUGGGUGCAGCGCCAGUGCAUGUGUUGCUAUCGAGAGCCAAACAACCUGGAUAGAUUCAUACGACUGACGCACGCAGUGAUCCUCUCCUCCCUCAAGCAACUCUCCUCAAUCCCCCAGAAGAAGUCCCCCCUGGCCCCGCAGCCCCCAGUGGAGGCUUCAAAGCCCGAGGAGAAGCCCCCGAGUCCCGACCCAGGGUCGUCAGGCUCGUCAGUGAAAUCCUCGCAAUCCCCAGAGGAUGUGAAGAAAAACGAGGCAAAGGAGGCGAGCACCUCGUCAUCAGCUGGAGAGAAAGGGCCUCAAGGCCCUCAGCACGACUCCAAAUGGACCCAGCAGGACCUGGAGAAGCUGUUCCACCUCGUCUCGAAGAUAUUCCUCCUCAACUUCCCCCUGUACAUCGCCAUAAAGCACGGAGGGGCCCUGAACCCCCUGGCCCCCGUCAAGGACGAGGGGGGCUACUGCGAGCCCCACGACCCAGAGGUGCCCUCCCCCCUCAUCCGUGCAGUCUCCAUCUUCUGUCACAGGGGUGGCUUCAACCUCAUGUCCUCGUGCUUCGACCUGGAGGAGCCCCUCCCAGUGGGUCUUGCCCACUCAAUGGUAGCUGUCAUCUGCAACCUCAAACUCUGGCUGAACUACGCCUCUGUGAUCCAGCUGUUUGUCCCCCUGAGGUCACGAGUGAUGAAGUACAUGUGUCGUCUGCACGACAAGGAACUUCGCACCCCAGCUGUCAGGACAAUGGCAGACUUCAUGUGGAGUGCAAUAAAAGACCCCAUCGAGUCAGUCCUUCCCACUUUUGAUCGCGAUGGACUGGACCUGGCCUUCAAGUACUUCACCAGCACAACAUUGACGAUGAGACUGGCAGGAAUAGCACAGAUCAAUGCCCACAUAACAACGUUCAAUGAACUCUGCAAUUCGGAGACUGUGGCCGAGGUCGAGCAGGUGGGACAUGCCCUGGCAGCUUGGCUCACUGAGAAUAGCAUAGUGUCCCAUAUUUUCGGUCCCAAUCUCCAUGUGGAGGUCAUCAAGCAGAGUCACGUUGUGCUGAGCUUCUUGGCGAUGGAGGGGAGGAUAUCCUCGUCAGAUAUGGAUAUCAUCUGGCAGGCUGCUCAGUUGAAACACUGCGCUCGCCAGGUCUACGAUCUCCUCGCACCACUGGUGAAACAUCUCGCUCCACCCCCUGUCCUCCAUCUGUACUCUCUUCUUGGCAAGUUGGAGCCUAAGGACCACACAGAGCAGAGUCUGUUCCUGGCGUCAGCAUUGAUCAAGUUCAUAUGGACAUCUGGGGCUUCUGGGUACCCUGGAGGUCUCGUGGGGAUGGGAAUGUCGAUGAAGAAUAGGGAUGUUGCUCUCCAGGGGGCUGAGGGGAUUGAGAGCAGCAGUACAGACCCCAGUGGCAUGGAUGGGAGUUCCCCAGAGGAGGAAGACGAGGAGGAGCCAUCCCCAGCUCCUUCUGAGGGGCCAUCUCCUCGGAAACAGGCGAGAGGGGGUGACAGUAGUGACUGCGAGGGCAACUGCAAACCCAAGACACCGAUGACAAACCUCGACGUCGAUGAGUUUCACGAGAAAAUAUCAGAGGAUCAAAAUCAGUCGAUUGAAACCCCAGUGAUAUCUCCAGUUGAGGACGAGGGGAAUAAUCUCAAAAAUAAACAUCAGAGUGGCUCUGAUGCUGAGGCCGACACUGAAAAAUCAGCCACUGAAGAGCCAGUGGUGCACGAGAAGAAGAAGAGAAAAGUAUUGAGAAAAAGAAAGACUCCUGUUAAGAGAUUGACCACUGAGGACAAGCCACUGCUCAUGAACUCACUGGAUGGCCCUAAGGAGAAAAUCCAGGACACCCUGGACUGUGUCAAGCAUCACCAGAGGUCCCUGCUGACUCCCAACGACCAGCAAGUCCCCAGUUCAAGUGUUCUGCUGAGAAAUGCCCCCAAAAACCAGGCCGACAAGUACAUGUCAUUGGUGUCUCACCCAGAAUCAGUGGACAGCUCUCACGACGACGAGGACAGUGACAACGUGACAGCAAGCAUCGUGGUGGGAACUGUGGAUGGAACUGGUGCUGUUAUUUCAGAGCUCGCUGGGCUGGUUCACGCCACUGGCCAACAAUUCCUCCCCUCUGGACUCGACGAGAUGCUCUCCGACGAGGAGGGAUCCUACAGCAGCCGAAUCUCCAACAAAAGUGAGAAGAAUAUGGCGGACUUCGAUGGAGAGGAGAGUGGAUGCGAGGAGGAGCUCGCUCAACUCGCUGCCAGACACUUGACUGCCAUUCAGAUGCAGGCUUACCAUUCCCACAGCCAUCAGUCCCAUCAUCCCCAUCAUCCACAUGCACAUCAUCAUCAUUCUCAACUGGGGCAGAUCAGGCGAUCGGUCUUCAGACCUCCUCAAGUCAGGAGAAGAGCCCUGAGGCAGCAGCAGAGGUCCAUGUCCUCGAGACACGCACAAUUCAACCUGGAAACCGUCUGCAAACCUGGGAAUACUCUUCUGUGGGACCUCCUCCAGGACGACAAAAUAGGGCAACUUGCUGAGGGCCUCGCCCUCGAGGCGGAAAAGGCCCUCUGUAAUUUAUUAUGCUUCAACGUCGAUCGUCUCAUCCCCAUGAAGUUCAUCGAAGGUUGUCUGGAGAAUCUGGCAGCCAACAGAUCGGUAGUGGUGUCUCUGCGACUCCUCCCAAAAUUACUAGCCAGUUUCCAGCAAUUUGGGGCUAUGGACGCCCACACAAUCACCACCUGGGCCGACAGAGAACGAGGAAUGAUGAAGCACUUCUUCAAUAAUCUGAAAACAUACUCAAAUAACUACGCCAACAACGUCAACUCGAGCACCUCCAACUUGUAUUCACACCAGACUGAGGUCCAGGUUCGCCUCCAGUUUUUAUCAUCGAUAUUUUCCCCCAUGGGAUCGCCCGACUGCUUCAGACUGAGUCUGGAGCAGGUGGACAUACUCUGGCAGUGUCUCUCCCAGGAUUCGACCUGCGCCGAUGAGCUCUUCAGUUGGUUGCUGAGCCAGGCAAAGUCCACCGAGCAGCAUGCCCUCGGUAUGGACACCCUGAAGCACCUCUGCAUGAGAAAACUGCCGUCCCUGCCCCCAGAGACCAUCAGCAUGACAGGACUGAGCCUCUUCCAGCAGCUCUGCAAUCUAGCUAGACUGGCUGCAGCCCACCUGGACAGGCCCCUGAGGGACGUCGACUCGAUAGGAAUGGACUUCCUCUGGAGGAUCGCCCUUCGAGCCAAAUCAACAGACGUCAGCAUGGCAGCGAUCCAGUACCUCAACGGCUACUACAUGUCACGUCAGUUGACCCAAGAAGCUGAAUUUGUCUCUCAGUGCAUGACCCACUUGGCUGCUGCCAGUGGUGACCUCGAGCACAACGAGGAGGCGAGUCUCAGGUGCAUCCAGCGAGCCCUCCUCCUCCUCAGGACCCACUUGGAGGCCUUCAGAAAGAGAUACGCCUAUCAUCUGAGGAGAUGGGCACUCGAGGGAAGGGGCGCAGGCUCCCACCUGGCCAUGAGCUCCUCGGAGAAGGGUCAGCACCUCAAGAUCUUCGUCCAGCCAGCUGGAAUUCCAGAUAAAACGAGCUUCUCACUGCUGAGCACUGAUUUCGUCGCUGAUCUGAGGGCCGAAGUGGCCAAAUGGUGGGACGACACUCAAAACUCCAAGUCCUCGAGCAGCUCUUCAGGAAUUAAUGCAGAAGCCGGAUCUUCGGGGACAUCAAGCACAGGAAAUUCAGUCCUGGGGACUCUCCUCACCGACGGCCCAAUCAGAAUGAUCACUCAGGGGCAGGAGUUGACGUUCGAUUACGACGAGAAGACGCUCCAGGAGAUGGGGUUCAAGGACGGACAAUUGGUCUUCAUUUCCCUUGGGGCCUCUGGGGGACGUGGCAACGUGGGGAAUCGAGGGAAGAGAGACAUGGAUUCACCUUCGCUGCUGCCACCACCGCCGAGGGAAUGCUUACCCACGCUUUUACUACUCAGACCCCAGUAUUUCGAGCAGUUGUUCACGCUGAUGAGAACCCUGAGUGCGAUGAAAUCCUCGGUGAAAGGGGGACAGAAAAUCCCACACACCAAAGCCCAGGUUUUAUCCCGAAGGGUCUGGGAUACCCUGACGUUGUUGCCAACGAGUCCAACUCUCCUUCGAGGCUUCCAGAAGCUCGAGGAGGCGUCUCUGCCCGAUUUACUGGAUCCAGCGAGUCCCCAGAAGCUCAUGUACUCCCUCUACAUCAUUGAGUCCCUGAGUAGAAGGACCCCAGUCCCUGCCUCGUCGUCCUCGAGCUCCAAAUCAGCUGAUGUCGAGGAGAACGAAGGGACUGAUCAGAAGGAGGAGGACGCCAUCCCCUGGUCCACUUUAUUCGUCCAGCACGGAGGCCUCCGCCACCUCUUCGACAUCUUCAUGUCGGGAUGCCUCGAGCGUGGCGAUGGCAGUGAAUGGCAGCAGGAUUGCCUCGCAAGUCUGUUAAAGCAAUUGUGCCACCUGGGGGUCAUUCGAGAGGAGAAAAAACGUCAUAAAUCCCAGGAGAAGCUCAUCGUUCCACGACUGUCCGAGGCGAUGCUGUCGAUGAUGUCAGUGGACUCAGUGAUGUCCAGGAUCACCAGUAUUCUGAACGAGGCCUCCCUGCCGAAGGAUCCAAACCACUACAAGACUGGGCUCUUUGGCCGAUCUCAGGUGAUUCACUACACGAUGGCUUUGCUCGUCUGCUGGGUGCACAGUGACCCAACCAUCAGGCAGAACCUCUUCUGCUCGACGUCUGAAUCUUUCGGAAGGACCUGGCUGCGAAGACUAGUCCUGGACGACCCAGAGCCCGCAGUCAGACGAGAAAUCUGCACAGCUCUAUACAAAUUGUGCCUGGGAACGACAUCAGCAGCUUCAACUUCUGACGACGACAAGGAGGAGAAUCCCUCGGAGAGACGUUGCGACAGAACAGGACUGAUUGUUCCGAUGUUGAAUAUUCUCCUGGAGCACCUGCACGUCGCCGAGGCGAUGCACCCGUCCCACAGGCGUCGUCCGGACCUCCCCCUUCAUCUCCACUCUGUAAUCCACGAGGAUGGAAAGGAGCCCUAUGGCCCUGCCUGCAGGGACUACUUCUGGCUGGUCUGCAGGCUGGUGGACGCCCUUCCUGAGGAGGCCAUCAGGUUCCCUGAAGCACCAGAGGAGUCCGAGCAGUCGACAGCGACCAUCGACCUCGAGGCCCUGGCCAGCAGAGUCAUAGACUCUGUUUUACUUCGAGAACACCUGGAGACUCGACACAACACCGUCGAGGACGAUGCCCUAGUGGGCCUUCUCAACCUCACCUGCAACAUUAUGACGCACAAUCCCCCCUGCAAGCAAUCGAAGACUGGAAAGAACCUGCUGAACAGAGUCUUCGAUUUUCUCUUUGCAUUGCCAAACUCCAAGAUGAAACACGUCCCAAAGUGCAAGAGCCAGGUGUCGAGGUCAGCGGCUUUUGAUCUCCUGGUGGAGCUCGUUAAAUCGGCGCCUGAUAACUACAGAAUCCUUCACGAGAAGCUGCUGACACAGCACAAGCCGGGGCCACACUCUCCCUAUCCCUGGGACUACUGGCCACACGAGGAUGGCAGGGCUGACUGUGGGUACGUGGGGCUGACGAACCUCGGGGCGACCUGCUACAUGGCUAGCUGCAUGCAGCACCUCUACAUGAUGCCACAGGCGAGGGCUGCCAUCCUCCACGCCGAGUGCAAUCGUGCUAACAAACACCAGCUGACCCUGCGCGAACUCCAGAGGAUGUUCGCUUAUUUAUUGGAGUCUGAACGAAAGGCCUACAACCCCAGGUCCUUCUGCAGGGUCUACACGAUGAACCACGAGCCCCUGAACACUGGGGAGCAGAAGGACAUGGCCGAGUUCUUCAUCGAUCUCGUUUCCAAACUCGAAGAGAUGACGUCAGACCUCAAGGACCUGGUGAAAACGCUGUUCUGUGGUGUAAUCUCCAACAAUGUCGUCUCCCUGGACUGUGAACACGUCAGCAGAACUCUGGAGGAGUUUUACACGGUCAGGUGUCAGGUGGCUGACAUGAGGAAUCUUUACGAGAGCCUCGACGAGGUCACGGUGAAGGACACCCUCGAGGGGGACAACAUGUACACGUGCUCCCAGUGUGGCAAGAAAGCGAGGGCUGAGAAGAGGGCUUGCUUCAAAAAACUCCCCCACAUUCUCUGUUUCAAUACCAUGAGGUACACCUUCAACAUGGGGACUAUGUUGAAGGAAAAAGUCAACACUCACUUCAGUUUCCCUCUGAGACUGGACAUGUCAGGGUACGUGGAGAAGAAACUCAUGUCCCAUCAUGAGAAGCGAAAGUGCGAGACUGAGAAGACUGAGUGUGAGAACGAGGAGGAGGAGGAGGAGAUGAAGAGCAAGAGGGAGGAUCAGGAGGAGGAGCACAGAGCUGAGCAUUAUCAGUACGAUUUGAUAGGUGUGACGGUGCACACAGGGACUGCCGAUGGGGGUCACUACUACAGCUUCAUCAAGGACAGAACGUCAGCGAAUAAGGACAAGUGGUUCCUCUUCAAUGACGCCGAGGUGAAGCCCUUCGACCCCAGUCAAUUGGCAGCCGAGUGUUUCGGGGGAGAAAUGACCAGCAAAACGUACGAUUCAGUCACUGAUAAAUUCAUGGACUUCAGUUUCGAGAAGACAAACUCAGCGUACAUGUUGUUUUACGAGUGGUGUGCAGACCCCAAUGAUCAGGGUCACAAUCGAGAGGAGGAGGCGACUGGCUCCAGCCCAGGGACUGUCAGUAUGUCCCAGUCGUCCCACGAGGAUCUCAAAGUAUUAGGGGAUAAACUCCCCACCCUGGAGCUGAACAAAGAACUCGAGGACUGGAUAUGGCAGGACAAUAUGCACUUCCUCCAGGAUAAAAAUAUCUUCGAGCACACGUACUUCAGCUUCAUGUGGCAGAUCUGUGGCUACAUACCACAGACUCUCCUCUCGAUUCAGCCUGACGUCACUGAGAUGUCUGCAGAGCUGUCGACGUCAUUCUUCAUGGAGACUUUCAUUCAUGCUAAAGAGAAGCCGACGAUGGUGCAGUGGGUUGAGUUGCUGACGAAGCAGUUCAAUGGUUCCAACGGUGCGUGCGCCAGAUUUCUCGAGAGAAUGGCCAGUGACUCGUGGUGGCCAAUUCAGAUACUAGUCAAGUGUCCCAAUCAGAUGGUGAGACAGAUGUUCCAGCGUUUGUGUAUCCACGUGAUUCAGAGACUGAGGGCAACCCAGGCACCUCUCUACUUGCUAACGUCCAAUGAUACUGAAACGGAGCCCGAUGGAUCUGCUGUGAACACUGUGGGAACGCAGUCCUGUGUCACUAGAUUCGUGAGAAUGCUCUUGUCCCUGAUGGAGCACGCUAAACAGCACUUGAAACACCUGACCGAGUACUUCAGCUUCUUGUACGAAUUCAGCAAGAUGGGGGAGGAGGAGACUCUCUUCCUGAUUAGGGUACAGGCCAUCUCCACCAUGAUAAACUUUUACCUCGGUCACAAGACCCACGAGAUGGUGGACACUGUGAGCGAAGAGGAGGAGGAGGAGGAAGAGGAGGAAGUGGUUGUGGCUGUCCCUGCUGAGAAACUCAGACCAGCGUCUCUCGACAAGAUGAUAACGCUGAUUGCGAGUCUCGUCGAGAGGAGCAGAGGAGCUAAUCACCAGUUGACACUGUCCCAAGCUGAUCUGAGUGCAGUUGCCAGUGGAAAGGGAUUUCCCUUUCUGUACCAACAGACCAGGGACGUCAUCAAUCUCACUCAGACCAAGAAUCUAAUUCUGUCGUUGUGCAGGUGGAACGAUAGACUGGCGAUUCACAUCGUCACGAUGAUAUUCCAGGCGAUUACAAAGCACACAGACGUCUGUCAGCCCUUCUUCAAGCUCUUGACCCUUUUGACCGAGGGAUCUGGACCCUCUGUGAAUACAGGGCUGCCCUGCAUGACUCAACUCAUCCUAGGAAGAGUCUGGGAGGCCGCCAGGGUCGCUCCUCAUGGCGCCCUCGAGUGGCUGGCCCUCGCUGUCACUAGAAGUAAAUUGGCUCAUGCUUGGGUCCUCCAGGGACUCGACACUUGGCUCCAACAUUUCCUCAUUGAACACUCGAAUCAGAGGGUCAGGUCUGCUGCUGCCUUUCUGCUGGUCUCCCUUGUACCCUCCAGCCACUUCAGACAGGGCUACAGGUCUGCCCACAGACUCGGCCUAGGAUGCAACUCAAAUCGGGAGUUUCAGUUGUCCCCUGAGGCCACUCUCAUUCUCCAUCAGAUCUACACUGCCCUCUUGAGGCUCCUUCAGCCUGCCAGGCAUUACAUCGACAUUCAGAGCCAUGGAACCAUGAAACUCACUGCUUACUUCGCACUCAUGACUUACUGCGUCAUCUCUAAAACCGAGAAAAUCAUGUUUGGACAGUAUUUGAAUGAUCUCUGGAGUCUCUUUCACCCGAAACUCUCAGAGCCCAGUAUUCCAGUGCAUCAUAACAAGCAGGCAGUUCUCCUCUUCUGGUACCACGUGUGUUCUGAUUGUCCAGAAAAUGUCGCUAUGAUCCUGCAUAAUCCGCACGUCACAAAGAAUAUUGCAUUUAAUUAUAUUUUAGCCGAUCACGAGGACCAGGACGUUGUCCUCUUCAACCGAGUGAUGCUGCCAGCGUACUACGGCCUCUUACGUCUCUGCUGCCAGCAAUCGCGGACCUUCACUCGUCAGUUAGCAGCGCACCAGAAUAUCCAGUGGGCCUUCAAGAACAUCACCCCCCACCCAACUCAGUACUCAACAGCAGUGGACGAGCUCUUCAAGCUGAUGCAGCUGCUGGUGGCUCGUCACCCCGACCAAACCGAGCAAGAGGAGUCAGAGAUCGCCUCCUUCAGACGCGGAACCCUCUCCUCCUACCUCCAGGGUCUGGACGGCAGAUCCUGCUGGGCGACGCUCAUCUCGGCCUUCAGGAUUCUGAUAGAAUCCGACGACGAUCGUCUCUACGUCGUGUACAACGGUGGCCUGGGGAUGGCUCUGGAAGCCUUCCACAUGCUGCACAUAAUGUACCACGAGGCGACGGCGUGUCACGUAGCUGGGGAUCUGGCAGAGCUCAUCGCCAUAAUCGUCGAGUUGGUGAGAUGCGUCAGGUGUGUCAGAACCUCCAGAGACAGCCCAGACCCCAGGAGCAUCCUGGCGAACUGCAAGGAGUGGCCAGAGAUCCUGAGGAAGCUGGCAACCUUAUUGAACACCUACAACCCCCCAGAGCUUCGAAACCUGGCGAUCGAUCUGCUGAAGGAGCUCGUCAUGCUGGUCCCAGCCGAGGCCAUUCUCAUCUUGGCGCCCCUGCUCUCCCACUGUCACGCAGCCCUCCAGGAGUCCCACGCUGCUGUCCCCCCGGGGCCCUACCUCCCGAGAAGAUCCACAUCGGCAGCUGUUGGCAAAAUGGCUGCCAGACCCGCCAGACCAAUGGUCCAGAUGGCUGUCCCCCACUCACAGCUGGAAGCUGCUAAAGGAGUCGAUCCAGAGUACGACUCAGCCCUCCUCGAGUUCUAUCUUCCCUAUCACGAGUUGAUCGACGUCAUGUGCAGAUUGGCCAUUAAUAACGACUGCAUGACCGACACUCUCAUCAAUCUCAGUGCAAUGCUGGGGUUCGAGGGAGUCCCACUGCACCUCGCUCUCUUCCCCAGGCUCUGGCUGGAUGUCCAUGCCGCCAGUCACAUAGACAGGAAGCACAUAGCUGCACUCCUGUGCUCCUCCUACACUGUUGACUACGUCGACGCUGUUCUGCUCGACGAGAGGUCCUCCCUCUCUGUCCCUGCCAUCCACGCAUUCCUCAAGACCUUCUUCCCGAAGCUGGCGAGCCACGUGCUCACCGAGCAAACGUGCUCCCUCAUCGACAACGUCGUGUCCUCUCUCAGUGGAAUGGUGGAGGCUGUCGACGUGAAGACCUCUGCCCCCAGGCUGACAGGGGAUCUUCGGGCCCUGGCCCUCGUCUACAGCAGUGGCAGCAGGCUCGAGCCACCUGCCUCCCUCCAACCAGCUCUCGACACUCUCCUGGCUAGGGUCAGGGCGGUGAAAACCAAGGAGAGCAGCCAGGAGAGCGAGGCACCAGCGAAAAAACGAAAAUUUGGCAACGACGAGAAGAGGGAGGAGAGAGAGACAACAGAGGGGGAGACUUCCCCUGAGACUGUGAUGGAUCCUGCGGGGGAGGCUGUCGAUCCCAGUAUGGAUGUCGAGGAGAAGGACAAGAGUGAAAAGGAGAAAUGUGACAAGACCAUUAGAGAUGGUGGCGAGAGAUCUGGAGAGAAAACAUUGAACAGUGUUAAUGUUACUACUAGUGCUAAUUCUGCCAUCACCUCCACCAUCUCUGGCUCCACCACCGCUGAGCCAUGUAAUAAUCAACUCAUGUGUUCACUUAAUAAUUCUUCAUGGGUUGAUAUGCUGGAAAAGACUAUUGUUAAUCUUCAAGUGAUUGUGACGAUGCAGAGCAAGAACAAUUAAUUUGAAAAAAAAUAAAUGAAAAUAAAAACGAGUUUAAAGGCGUUAAAAUAAAUUGGAUUGGUUGGUGGGUCACAGCGAGGGCUGGGGGGGGGGAACAAUAACGAUGAUUGAGGGUUAAUUAUUAAUUAUUAUGAUUAAUGAAGAAAAGGCUGUAAGCGUAUUUUUUUCCUCGCUGGGUGAAGACACUUGUCCUCAGCAAUUGUAACACUUGGGACUGACUUUUUUUGUGUAUAGCUUAAUAAAUCCGAUAAAUAUUUGCCCGGCGUACUAUGUGAAGUAAUGAGAGGAGUUAUCCGCAGUUUUUCUUUUUCUAGUUUAUCGUAUAAAUGAUAUAAACGUCGAAAAAAAAGAAUUCUUUCCUUUCUCUGUUCUAAAACGAAAUAAAUAUAGAUUUUAUUAAUUUAUUUCUAA
This is a messenger RNA of Diachasma alloeum, 11145 nucleotides long. It is a transcript of the gene puf, whose product is annotated as ubiquitin carboxyl-terminal hydrolase 34. Lineage: Eukaryota; Metazoa; Arthropoda; Insecta; Hymenoptera; Braconidae. Gene Ontology annotation, cellular component: cytosol; nucleus. Gene Ontology annotation, biological process: protein deubiquitination. Gene Ontology annotation, molecular function: cysteine-type deubiquitinase activity; cysteine-type endopeptidase activity. The coding region runs from base 202 to 10734 and encodes 3510 amino acids. The transcript is spliced from 3 exons. The record is from RefSeq and is a predicted model, not a curated record.